CACGGGAACUAUAUGACCAUCAGGGCUUGUUUUCUCAGGCUUGUUCUCUUCUCUGUAGUCACAGCAUGAUGUUGAUAAAGCUGACAAGCUACUAGCAUAAUAUCUGAGAGAGGCAUCCUUGUUAUGAUGACUUCCGUGUUGGCUACUUUCAUUGUCACAGUGCUACAGUAAAGGUAUACAAUGUUCAUACAAAGAAAAGCCAUAAUUAUUGUGGCAUGCAUCAAGUGGAAUGAAGAUCAUCCUCAGAAAUGGAUUUCUGCAAAAGUGUAUCAAUCCUUUUCUUAUGCCUGUAUCACACAUGAUACGGUGUGCAGUCAUAGAUCAAACCAUUUUAGGUAUGCCUUAAAUCAGUUAUGUUGUAUAUCACAAAACAUGCAUAAAAUA
Molecule: messenger RNA, 384 nt
Organism: Geodia barretti
Lineage: Eukaryota; Metazoa; Porifera; Demospongiae; Tetractinellida; Geodiidae
Source: the annotation of a GenBank genome assembly